Messenger RNA from Rhizoctonia solani, 381 nucleotides. RefSeq lists its product as uncharacterized. The transcript has a single exon. The record is from RefSeq and is a predicted model, not a curated record. NCBI's taxonomy places the organism in Eukaryota, Fungi, Basidiomycota, Agaricomycetes, Cantharellales, Ceratobasidiaceae. Bases 1 to 381 code for a protein of 126 amino acids.
AUGGCUACCGAUUACGUCUACGAUCAUCCAUCAGCGGAACCUGAAUGCGUCCAAGUCUUUGUGCUCCAGGUGUACAUGUGCGUGUCUCUGGGUUCCAAGCCGGUACGCGAAGCCAUCCUCUUGUCCACGAAGUCCCCCAGUCCAAAUUGCGGGGGGGAAGAGCGCCGAUUCCUAGGAGUCCCAGUCCUAGGUUCCUCCAUACAAAACCUUGCGUAUACCAAAUCAGGUCAUGCGCAACACGUUCAGUUCACAGACGCCGUGGGCCCAGAUACGGCCGGCCCCCUAUGUGUCCAUUUCAGAACCACCUCCGGCGCAAUCAGAAAUAACCAAGUCGUAAAUGACGAACCACCCAGCACAGCCCUGAAUCAUAAACUCAGCUGA